Homalodisca vitripennis (glassy-winged sharpshooter) is the source of this 1558-nucleotide messenger RNA. RefSeq names its product ly6/PLAUR domain-containing protein 6-like. Bases 71 to 601 code for a protein of 176 amino acids. Lineage: Eukaryota; Metazoa; Arthropoda; Insecta; Hemiptera; Cicadellidae. The transcript has 5 exons. The record is from RefSeq and is a predicted model, not a curated record. Gene Ontology annotation, molecular function: acetylcholine receptor regulator activity.
GUGAGAUCACGCGGACUAGUCACAUGUCGAGUCUGGAUACCAUAAAGAUUCGUAAUGCGGAGUGUGCGUGAUGGUGAAUGGCCCCUUUAUUAGAGUGAUUAUCUUGGCAGGGCUCUUCAGACACUCGAGUGCAGCGAGCAAAGAGAUCACUCAGGAAAACGAGGCUAUAGACGAUUCUGAAACCGGAGUUACCUGCUAUACUUGUGUCAACGUUUCUGAUAACUCCAUGUGCAACGAGUUCGCUAUUGACCACCCUUGUCCGAAAGGGGAGAACUUCUGCCACACAUUACACAUAAUGGACUCGACGGGCGCCAGUGUCGUCGUCAACAAAAAGUGCGCUGACAGUAGAGAAUGUUUGCCGCAGGGUGUCGGCUGCGUCUCCAUCGACUCGCAGACAGUGUGUGUGUCAUGUUGUGACGAGAUGUACUGUAAUGUGACGGUACCCACCAACAAGACCACGGCGAUCUACUCAAGCACUCGCAAGAGCAAGGGCAAGCUGCACCCGAUCCUGUCAAACACAAGGGUGCGGAGUAUGUCACAAACCCUCAUGCCCCCCACCAUCCUCUACGCCCUUGCCAACAUGUGUAUAUACUCGUUAUAGAUUUUUGUCAUUGUCCCCUCGAUGAAUCAGGGUCACGCAAGGCUUUACCUCGCGGUAUGGGGUGCGGCUAGAUGUUUAUAUACUGUUUAAGUGUGAAUAAAACUAUGAAUACCACAGACUAUUUUCUUACUUUAGUUGAGAUAUCGAUUUCUGAAGGAAUGUAACAUUAAAAAGAAGGAAUAGAACAGGGCAUUUCAAGUAUAUAAUCAAUAUAUGUAUUGUGUAUAAUGGUUUUUGUAAAUAAUAUCAGUCAUUUCUUAUCACUUUUCUUUCAAGCUUAUUGUUGACUUGAAAAUAUACGUUUUCAGACAAAUUUAUCUAAUAAUUUGAAAACAUUAUUUUAUGAAAGUGUUCAAUUUCUUUAAAUUUCUUCUUUUUCAAUUGUCUUGACAAUUUCAAUUCAGUCAAAUGUUUUAGAUUAAUAAACUCUUCUAAUUUGUUAAAAUGAUUCAAAGUGAUAAAGCAAUUAUAACGCCAUAAAAAUAUAAACAAAUAAACUAACACUAAAAUUCUUAACUUAAAUCAAGAAAUAAGAGCUGUGCUGAUUGUAGAAUCUAUAAAAAUGAAAGUUACGUUAUUAAUGCUACAGAUGAAUAUAACUACUACAAAUAUAAAGAUCGUAAAUCCUAAAAUCUAAUGAAACCAUUAUAUAAUAUAUCAUAGAUUUGUUAUUAUUAUUAUAUUACUAUUAUUAUAUAAGCCUAAACUAUAAUGGCUAUUAAACAGCACUCGCACUUCUACAGAAGAACCUGUGCUCAACCGGCUGUGAAUUAUAUUUAUAGUUUACAUUUAUAAAUGUAGUUAUUGAUAAAAUACACUAGUAAUAUGAAAUCUGUGUAAUUGUUUUAAUUUCGUUCUACGAGUACGUAAAUCAUUGUGUAAUACUCAACAAAUAUUCGUGUAUGAGUAAGUUCAAGUUAUGGCAUUGGAAAUAAAAAUAAAUAUUUUUUGAGUGAA